Molecule: messenger RNA, 5528 nt
Organism: Oryzias melastigma (Indian medaka)
Lineage: Eukaryota; Metazoa; Chordata; Actinopteri; Beloniformes; Adrianichthyidae
Product: TOG array regulator of axonemal microtubules protein 1
Biological process (GO): microtubule cytoskeleton organization
Cellular component (GO): cilium; cytoplasmic microtubule
Molecular function (GO): microtubule binding
Source: RefSeq, a predicted model, not a curated record
AUGUGUGUGUGUGUGUGUGUGUUUUGGGAGGUGGGGGCACCUCUCGAUGUGAAUACCUUCGUAGCUUUUAAUGUUCAGCGCUUCUGACAACAGCUAAAAGAAGAAAUGCUUGUCCCCGCUGGAGGAGCUGUCGCCGGGGCAGUAUGACACGAGGACGGACCGGAGAGUUUCAUCCCAGUUUAUUACAGAAAAAGGACCGGAGGGAGAAGCCUUAUCUAAGAAGAAGUUCCGUCAUCGGCCUCUGAGGAUGAUUGCACAAAGUAAAGCUGAGGAACCUAAUUGUCCUCAGAGGAUCAUGUUGGCUUCCUUGAAUUCUCAAAUUUGACCUGAAAGACCUUCAAUAAUGAUACCUGGAUUGAUUUCCCAAGAGUUACACGAGCAGCUUCUGGACCUGAAGAGUUAUCAAAGUCGGACGAAUGGGGUGGAGGAGCUUAAACGCAUCCUCUCAGAAGUGGAAAUUAAGUCUGUUCCCUGCGAUAGCAUCGAGGAAUUCAUCAAGUUUCUCCCGAGACUGCUGGAUGACAGUAACUUUAAGGUUCUGUACGGAGCUCUACAGGUUUUGAACUUAUUGAUUGAGAAGCUAGAAAGCGGUGUAGAUAGAUAUUUUAAACAUAUAGUUUUAGUAGCCCUCAAAGCCUUAGGAGAUACUCGCACUCUCACCCGGAAUGAAUACCUGAAUGUUUUCCAGCAGCUGAUGAAAACGGUUGAACCUCAGCAAGUAUUGGGUCUUGUUAUUGGCAACUUGAAGCACAAGAACUCCAGAGUUCGGGAAGAUGUUCUCAACAUCAUCAUGGCAGCUAUUCUCACUCAUCCCAGGAAGGAUUUCAACAUUCCCAAGCUUUGCUUCGAGGUUGCGCCACACUUGGCAGACAGCAAAAGGAGGGUCCGCCUUGCUGCCCUGGAACUGUUUGCCGUUUUCGACUCCUGCCUGGACAAGGGGAAAAGGCAGGUUCUAAUGAAAGCCGUCGACAUGGUUGAGCAAAACGAGGACGCGGAGGGUCUCGCGGCCGCCGUGCAGGCAAGAAGAAUGAGGCACACCCUUCCCAAACUGACUCUAGAGGGGACGCUGGAGUAUGGCCUGGCGAUGCCGAAAGCUGGACAGUGGUGCUCAGAGCUGCAUGGACCGGGUGCUGAUCUGGACUGGGUGAUGAACGGAGGGCGGACUAGCAGUACCAGGAGCUACAGAACCGACCAUGACUCCGACAGACUUUUCGGCUAUGGCAGCUUGGGGUCCCUCACUGACGACCUGCCGUUUCAGAGGCGGAUUGUCAGUGCGAGUAAAGGGAAAAACAAACUUCCCUGGGAGAUGUCCAGCUUCUCUUCAACAGAGAACGAGCAUCAGGAAAGCAGCUCUCCUGACGGGAAGAGAUCUGAUCAGGUGCCGCGUGAGGAUUUUACGCCUGUGUCUAGGAAGUCAGAGACCUACAUACCCAGCUUCAGUUCUGCUGACCCAAAGAAGCGUCAGUCUUCCAGGAGGGGGGAGUUUCCCUCACAACUUAGAAGAAGUGGAAGCCUCAUCUUGGAUACAGAUAUUUUUAAAACCACAAACAUCUCUGACGCAAAUGUUGUUGCACCCAAAGGACGGGUUCUCUCCAGGAAUCCCAGUGUCGAGCGAACCUUCUCCCUCCCUUCAAACCCCUCCACACCCGGUUCCUUCCUUCUACCCUCCUACCCGCUGGCUACACACCCAGUGGGCGCGCUAACUCCAACUCUGCCCCGCCGUCACGCAGACUCCUCCCUCUCCAUGUCCAACACCUGGCCCAACAAGAAAGAGAACGUUCCUCACCAACGGGACACAAGUCCCUGGAGAGAAACGGCAAACAAAGUGAAGGGGGAACUCCUCGGUGGACGUUCUCCUAGACCGCUCCGUGCCUCCCUCGUAAGCUCCUCUUCGACUUCUUCAUUUCGGCAAGCUCUAAGCAGCCCUCGAGCGACUUUCUUUAUUUCACCGGUGGUCCCCAAAGUGGAUCAUUCCCUCUCUCUUAAUGGAGAAAGAGCCUAUAACUCUGGCAGCUUCAUGAACCACCAACCUGAAAAGAACGCUCUUCUACACUCUGAGCACAUCACUACAUGGCAGGACGAUGCUGUAGACAUGGAUGAGACGGGGAACUCGCUACGCUCACAACGAAACAGCACCAAGAGGAGGGCCAAAGCUGGCCAAAGCAGUCCCGAUCCCGACAGUCCUGACUCAGCUGUGAAAGCGGACGCGGGUUUGAACUCUUCUUUCCACUCCACCAAAGCCCUUACAAGCUCAGCUAGUGAGAGUGGCCUUUCCAGUAUGAUCUCAGCCACCAACUCCAGCUUCAACGGCAUCAGAAGCAGUGAAAAAUCCAUAAUGAAACCUCGUGUUGGAAGGGUGCCUUCUGCAAAACUGAGGUCUUCCAUGUCUAUGGACUUCAGCACGCUUCAAGUAUCAUUUCAGAGAAAUGAACUGUCAUCUGGGCAGAGAGUAACUUAUUCUAACGGAGCCAUCAACACAGAGGAAGAUUCUUUAUCAGGAUCCAAAAUCCACCACAGUGGCAGGAACUCACCAGGCACAGAUAUUCCAGAGGGAGUUAUAGGAAGAGGCAUGUUUGAGACUGCGGUGUUCAACAGUCCAGGAGUUUCUUUUCCACCUGAACAGGGUAGUUUAGCAGCCAAACCUGCCAGCAGGCCUCCAGCGCCGAUCUACAGCGGUCACAAUGACAGCAUGGGCAGCCCGCGUCCUGACGAGGCUAAAGAAAAGGUGAAAACCGUGAGACUGGGUCGACAUAAAACAAAGUUACAGCGUCUGGAUCAGCUGGAGGUUCAAUCAAGUCAAAAGGACCAAAACAGAGAAAGAAUCCGCCACCGCGUAAGACAGAUGCUGUCAGACUCACCCACAAACCAGAGCAAAGAAUUAAUUAUCAAAGGCCUUCACCCCAAUGAGAGCGCUCCGACAUCCACCAAAGCAGAGUCUCACUCCGAUGACUCGGCCAUGAGUCCCUCCAGCCCCUCCAGCCCCCCAGGACUCCAGAGUCCAGUGAAGUGCUUAACCCCCCCCCACCAGCCGAGCCCCCCGGUAGAGCCGCCACACCCUAAAAAUGGGUCUCGUCUAAGAAGGGUUUCCAGUCUCAACAGAACGCGGCUCUCCCAGUCUCACAGUUCAGAUGAGCUGACCCAUACCACGAGUCACAAGAAAAGCCCCUCAGAACCUGCAGACAUGGGUCCAUUCUCAAAGCCAGAGCUGGUUCUGACACAGAGUUUCAACCUGCUGAGCUCUGAAGACUGGGAGAAAAAGAUUGAGGGUCUGAUGCUCCUGCGCUCCCUAGCCCUCUAUCACCCUGACACACUACACAGCAAUCUUCAUGAAAUUUGUCUGUGUGUCAUUCAGGAGGUCAAAAACCUGCGAUCAGGAGUGUCCAGAGUGGCUGUGUGCACCCUGGGAGAGCUGUACAAACACCUGCAGAGGGCAAUGGACCUGGAGCUGGAAGGCACGGUUAAAGCUUUACUGCAGAAGGCGGGUGAGAGUAACGCCUUCAUAAGGCAAGACGUGGACGCAGCGCUGGACUGCAUGGUGCAGCACUGCACCCCAACUCGAAGCAUCAGCGCGUUACUCUCUGGAGGUCUCAGUCACCUCAGCCCCGUAGUGAGGAAAUGCGCUGCGCAACACCUGUCAAAUCUGGUGAAGAAGGUUGGUGCGGCGCGGCUGCUUUCUGGAGGAAAAAACCUGACCGAGAGGAUUUUACCAGCUGUCACCAAACUUUCACAAGAUUCUUCCCAGGAUGCAAGGUACUUUGGACGUCAGAUCCUCCUGUUCCUGUCUUCCCACCCAGACUUUGACAAGAUCCUGGAGAAAUACAUCCCCAGCAAAGACCUCCAGACUGUCAGAGACACCGUCUUCACUCUCCAGACAAGGGGUCUUGGCGAGACGCCCCAAGACACUCAGUCAGCGCGAGGGAGGCGCUCCCUCCCAGGCAGCGGCACAGCCCGGGCCUCCUCUCUCAACAGAGAGCCGCUCCACCAAACCAACAGAGAGUCUCGUAGCCAUCCCAGCUGCAGAUCUCAGGCAAAAAGCAUUGCAGACAAAACCGAAUACAUCGAACAGAUCUCAGGUCUGCUGGCAUCAAAGGACUUCAAAGAGAGGAUUAAAGGCAUCGACCAGCUAGUGGCCGACUGUCAAGACAACCCCAACAUGGUCAUCAACAGUAUGUUCCCGGUGUUUGAUGCCUUAAAAGCCCGACUGCAGGAAUCCAACAGCAAGGUCAACCUUUACGCCUUGGAGUCUUUGCAGAAAAUAAUCCACUUACUGAAGGACAACUUGUCUCAAGUAGUCAACAUCCUGGUCCCAGCAAUAGUGGACAAUCAUCUGAAUUCUAAAAACAACGCCAUCUAUUCUGCUGCUAUCGGAGCCGUUAAUGCGCUCAUCUCCAAUCUAGACAACAUGCUCCUCCUCCAGCCUUUCUGCACCAAGGCUCAGUUCUUAAGCGGUAAGGCAAAGGUGGACCUCAUCGAAAAGGUCGCAGAUCUUGUGAUGGAGCUCUACCCCCGAAAGCCCCAGACCGUGGAGCAAAAAGUCUUACCUCUACUGUGGCACCUCCUGAGCACCUCGGCCCACAGCGGCACCACCAACAGCAGGGGAAGCAAUUUAAGAGGUGCUACCGUCAGCCUGUGCCAAGCCAUGUAUGCGCAGAUGGGAGCGAGCCUGAGCGAAUGUGCUGCCUCUCAGCCCGCUACUGUCCACAAAGAUCUGAACGAGAUCCUGAGAACAUUCCUUUAAGCGAGAAUCCAUUCAUCUACAAUGACCUCCCCUGAAGACGAGAGACGUUGGACAUUUCUCUAGUGCCUGCACUUUUCUGUGUAAGUUCAACCCGUAACAGCUUGUUAUGUCCGAGGUUUACCAGAAUGCAGAGGCAUUGUAAAAUAUCAGGUACUCAGCCUGCUCUUUUUGCACUUUGUAGGUCUUUGUCAUAGCUUUUUCUCCAUAAUAUGUACUGUUGACAAAUCAGACUAUUACAGAAUGUAAAUGCACAAGGUGAAAAGAAAAAGAUGUAUAUUUUGUCGUUUCUCUAAAUUAGUUGUCAUAUUUUUGGAAUGUGUCGUGAAGUUUUGCAUCGGUGAAAUGAGAUUAACAUGAACAAAAAUUUGUACGUGGAUUUGCACAGUAUUGGUUUGACCUCUAUAUGCCGUACGAUGGUACUGUUUGAAUUUACCUAUAGUGUGUCGUUAAAGAUGUGCUGAGAUUCUACCAUCUGAUGUUUCAGACGAUCAAACCAUCGUGCGGAUUUAAAACAAACUGUAUUUUUGUAACGUGUUUGGCUUUGAUCAAAGGUCCAUUUGCAAAGUGCUAUCCCUGGAUCAGGGGUACCGGAGCAGAAAACGGGAGGUUUUUUUCCCUCCCGUGUUUGCCUGAGAGAGAGAAGGAUCCGGUCGGUUUCUGUCUCAAAAAUAGUGCCAGUCUUCAAGUAGCCUUGUAACAAAACCUGUUAAAUUAUUUUGAGCUUGUGUGUGGACAAGAUGAAUAUAUAUAUAUGUAUGUGUGAAUAAACAGUUUUAUUUCUUUAAAUAUA